AUGUUAGCAGUGGUUCUCGCGCUUUUUAUUGCGAUCAUCGCGGCUUUUGUUAGUUUUUUUUUUUUUAUCAUUUUAAACUCAGCCCGACUUCGAACUGUUUCAGAAUUGCGUCAAAAAAUCGUACAACCUAGCGCCGGUUAGAGAUGUCGGCAAAUCUGUACGCACCGAAGCGGUAAGUUAAUUCAUUCCGUUAAAAAUACCUUUUUCUUUGAUGAAAAAAAUUCACAAAAAAUACAUUUUAGCAGUACGUGAAGAGCCCCAAAGAGACGCCCAAUAGUAAGACUAACCUUUUUGCGGAAUCCAAAAUUUUAUUUUUCAGCUCCUGUUUCGAACUCUGGGAGUGUAAUGAAAUGUGAAACUUUCUUUUUUUAAUAUAAAAAAAUGCCUAUUUUUUUCAGGACGUGGACAGUUGCAAUGAGGCUGAAAAAAACUAACGCUUUUCAAUCUAAUAACUAAAAAUAAAUUUUUUUAUCUCCUCUUUCUCAUACAAAUGAAGCGGAAAAAUGAAUUUUAAAAAAAGGAAUCAGAAAAAAACCAGAAUCCUUUUUUUACAGUGAUUGCUCUUAGUGCAGAUUUUUUUAAAGGCUUGCUGGCGUUAGCAAAAAACUUGAUUUUAUAAACUAAACGUGCAUCUUUGAAUGUUCUGAUUGUAUUUUUUUCUCUGAAUUUUUUUCUAUUUUUUUCGUACAAAAAAACUCGUUAUUAUAAUAAUAUUAACGAAGAUAUCGCCCAAAAAAACUGCGAUCGGUGUAUGCGCAAUUUAAACCCUGUGCCAAACCGGACCAACAGAUGUGAAAUACCAAGUUUCUGAGACUCAGAAGAAAUUGAAUAUCAAGCAUACUAAUGGAUUCUUUAACGAUUUUUUUAAAUUAAGAUUAACGGCGAAAAAAUUUGGUCAACGUCGGAGCUCCAAUAGUUUCAAGUAAAUUUUUAUGAGGUUGUUUAGGCCGUUGAUCAGUACUUGUGUUGCUGUCACAAGGUUUAUUUUGUCACCUUUUUUCUUUCAAAUUUUACAAUUUUUAGCAAAAUCGAUGGAUUCCUCGGUCAUCGCUGAAGUUGUGGCGAACGACUCCACUUUUUUGUCUAUAUCGAAGAUCAUUUGAAUCUUUUUCUUUUCAAUUUCUGCAACUUUCAUGGCUGAAAAGACAGUCUAAGGUUAAUAUCAAUAUUGCAAAGGGUUUCCCGCUCACAAAAUUAAAUUUUGGCCUUUUCAAUAUUUCGUUUCCACGUUUGAAUUUUUUGAUGCAGAAACCAACAGAAAAUAUAGUUUGUUCAUUUUUUGAACGUCAAGUACAAUGACGUCAUUCGAAAACGCUCUGUGGAUGGCUCGCUCUCUGAUUGGCUUAUCGGGCCAUUAGGGGCGGAGCUUUAGAAGCGACUUGACAUUCAAAAUCUGAACAGACUAUAAACUUUAUGCGCUUUCUUCACGUUAAAUGUCAUUCAAUUUAAUUUAUCAUUAUAUUCCUUCUCAAUCCGUAAAUUUAUGUGUUUCCAGUCGGGAACCUCGAUUACGGUGCAGAAGAAGCAACACUCCGUCAACUUUUCCGCCGGGUCGGACUAGUCGGGGGCGGCAUUGCUCAACUGGAAAAGACUCAUUUCUAACGUCCGCGAGGUCGUAGGUUCGAGUCCCCCCGAGGUCGACCCAGCCUUUCAUCCCUCUGGGGUAAAUGAGCUCUCCGUUUUGUGUUGUUUCUAAUAUCUUUAAAUAAAUGGAAUUCGUAACUUUGUAUUGUUUUGAAGACUUUGGUUGGAUUUUCCGACUGAGAUACGAUUUUAUUGUGUCACGCGCUUCAUUGAUAAGAUCUAUGAUAAAAAAAUAUAUAAGAGGCUAUUUUGUUCUGUCUUUUUUUUUCAUCUAGUUACCGUUCCUCUUGUUUCGAAUUAUUAUAGCCUAUUCCGCGCCAGCUUGUCACGUUUUUCUUCUUGCCAAAAAAAACCGUAUAAUGAAUUUGAUCAAAUUUGACCAACUGAGCUCUAUGACCAUUGUUUCUUGCUGUUUGAAGAGCGGAGUUGCAAAAAAAUCUGUUUUUAGGGUAGCCUUCAUGAACUUUUUUUGCUUUCUUUUUUUUUUGCAGUUUUUCAGAGUUCCGCGCGAGACGGUCGCGUUUUGAAGCACAGCAGAGAAAGGCUACCCUAAAAACAGCUUUUUUUGCAGCACCUCGCAUGCUGAUCAGGUGUCUCAACGGGUGUACCCGUAUUAAACCCGUGUUUCUGAGGUUAUUUUAGUCUCAGUUGGGCUAAAACGGGGGAACAACGGGUGUAAGAAAAAUAUGUAACCCAGCUGGGCUAAAGCGGGGUCUCAGUUGGGCUAAAAAUUGGCAAAAGUUCUAUCAGCUGGGCUUUUACGAGUUUAAUACGGGGGCACCCGCUGAGACCCCGUGUUAGCACGGCGGGGUUACCCUGCUCAGCAUGUGAGUCUGCUCUUAAAACAGCAAGAAACAAAGGUCAUAGACUCGCAUGCUGAGCAGGGUAACCCCGCCGUGCUAACACGGGGUCUCCGCGGGUGUAUUAAACCCGUAUAAGCCCAGCUGAUAGAACUUUUGGCAUUUUUUAGCCCAACUGAGACCCCGCCUUAGCCCAGCUGGGUUACCUUUUUUUCUUACACCCGUUGUUCCCCCGUUUUAGCCCAACUGAGACUAAAAUAACCUCAGAAACACGGGUUUAAUACGGGUACACCCGUUGAGACACCUGAUCAGCAUGCGAGGAGCGAAGUUGGUCAAAUUUGAUCUAGUUCGGUAUGUUUGGCGGGAGGGCAAACUUGACAAGCUGGAGACAAGGAUUUCCCGCUAUUUUCCUGAUACUCGAAAACGACUACAAUUAGUUUUUUUCUGACGGAAAUUGUUUUUUUAUCCGAAUCUUCCUAUAAAGCUUUAUUAUAACAGGUAAAGUCAAAAUCAAGAAUAAUCUAGCGAGAUUCAGGCCUUUUCUGAUUUCAGGAAAAUGGCGGAAAAUCAUUUUUCACUUUAUUGUUUCUCGUACCUGACCAGGUAAGAGUACUAUAUGCUCUUGCCUGGUUAUUCACGAGCGGAAAAAAUCAUGAAUAUUGAAAGUUUCUCAAAAAAAUAAAGUGAUUUUUUUGAAUUUUUUUCUGUUAAUGUUGUUGAUGAAGUGUCUCGUGACCGACGAAGACUCGAAAAAAGUUAACGAUUCCAGACCCUGGUCUUUUGUCGCAAUCUCGUUGUAACACGGUUUAUGUUGCCUAUUUUUUUUCUUUUUUUUUCGAACUUUACACUUGUAGCGGAACCGACCGAACUUCUCUUGUCUUGGAAAUCAACGGAUUCCGUCUUCGCUUCCCGAAUUUCAUUCUUCCGUUCUUGUACAUCGCAGAACGGUGGAAUUGUCUUCACCACUGGCGAGUUCCUGAUCAAAAUCCCGUCUUUUUUUUUUGACAAUCUCAGGAGCCAAUAAAAAAACGUAGUUUGAGAAAUUUAUGCCAUCUUGGUGAGCUGUUUAUUUCGUAUCGAACGGUUACUGAAAGCUUUUUCUCGGGCAAAACUGAAAAGAUACCCGAAAGCUUUUCUCAAAAAAAGACCUUGAAAGGGUACCCAGCAGAUCUUUUUUACAUUUCAAUUCUUUUUUGCGUCUUUUUCACAUCCUCUGACAAAAAGGAUCCUGGCUCGGGAAAAACUGAAAAGCUCCCCAAAAGCUUUUCUCAAAAAAAGACCUUGAAAGGGUCCCCAGCAGAUCUUUUUUACAUCAUUUCAAUUCUUUUUUGCGUCUUUUUCACAUCCUCUGACAAAAAGGAUGCUGGAAAGCAACUAAAAAGAUCCGAGAGGAUUCAAAAAGGAUCCUCUGAGGCUAUGAAAAAGGUGCUCAAAAGCUUUUUUACAUCAUUUUAGGAGCUUUUAGAGGAAGCUUUUUAUCUCCCUCUCAGGAUCCUUUAAGGAUCCUCAAAGGAACUUUUCAGUUUUACCUAUGUUAGAUGAUACCCCUUGGAUUAUAUAGUUAAUUCUUUUUCCUUUUGCAUUCUCCGUCUGGAAUGCUGCAGGGAUUUGAACUGAAAGAUUCUAAAAAAUUACAUACUUUCCAGCAAUUUCAAGCGGGAAAAGGUCUUCAAACUCAUGUUUUUUACUGGCCUCUCUAAAAACAAACUCUAAAAAUAAAGUCAAAAAUGAACUGAUUUUUUUAAAAAAACAUGCGUUUGCAGAAUUGUUUUCCGCAGAACUAUUUUUUUAUAGGAAAUUUUUAAGUGAACUUUUUCUCUGGACACCUUUUUUCUGUACGAAAAGCUGUAUAAAAUUAGCUUAAAGUAUGCUCAUCGGUGUUCGCGGAUCUGUUCUGCUUCUCUCUCUUCUUUUUUUGACUCCUCAAGUAAUCAUGGCCUCCGAUGGAUUCAAAGUUCGCGGUUCGUUUCACGUGAUAGAUAGACUGUCGAUUAUCAGCACAACUUCCUGAUUUCCGAGUAAGGACACUUCAAAGUCUGAGAAUGGACCACUUUAACGGAUCUUUUUUUUUUUCAAAAACCAGUUUUUUUUGCGGAUCUAGACUAUGAGGUUCUUGAUCAAGGAAUAUUUUGGCCAAUUUUGAAAACUCAAUAAUUGGCUUGAAUUUUUGUGAAGCAAAAAGUUAGACAUUAUGAAACUUCACUGACGUCGGGUUCUAAACCGAACUCAUUUUUUUUAACAAAAUUUUUGGUUUUUUCUCGCGACAACACAUCCGAGUUAUUUUGAAUUUUCAGUCGGAAACGUCCCAUACCAGGCGACUGAGCAGGAAGUCGGGCAAUACUUCAGCGCUGUGGGCGAAGUCAACACCGCAGAGUUAGUUUCAAUUUUGAAACAAUUUCAAUGACGUCACUCAAAAUUUCGCUCUGCGGCGCUCGCUUCAGUAUUGGCUUAUUGCGGUAUCAAGAGCGGAGCUUGAAAGAUGACAUUGAAAAUCUGAACAAUUUACUCGUCUUCAGGAUCGUCUACGACAAAGAAACUGGUCGCCCUAGGGGAUUAGCCAUCGUCACGUACGCAGACGAGUCUGGGGCUCAAAGGGCAGUAGAUGAGCUCAACGGCCAGUCGUUCAACGGCAAUAAUCUCAUUGUUAGUCAUGAAAACUAG
This is a messenger RNA of Caenorhabditis auriculariae, 5045 nucleotides long. Lineage: Eukaryota; Metazoa; Nematoda; Chromadorea; Rhabditida; Rhabditidae. The record is from the annotation of a GenBank genome assembly.